Molecule: messenger RNA, 1569 nt
Organism: Arctia plantaginis
Lineage: Eukaryota; Metazoa; Arthropoda; Insecta; Lepidoptera; Erebidae
Source: the annotation of a GenBank genome assembly
AUGAGCGUACACCGCACACCCGCGAACUCAAGCACGGCCAGGAGGCCCACUACGCCCGUCACUCCCAGUCCCACCACCACAACCGCAGCAGUGCGGGACGCUGCCAAAACAUUCAUCAGAAGACCAAACACCAAACGGAGGUCGCUCGAGAAUAUGGAGACCUAUAAAAAACAGCAACAAACAUAUGCUGAGAUCUCGGGCGACCAGCUCCUCCAGGGACUGAUGAAGAUCUUCGAGGAUAUACCCUCGAGGGUCUCUCAGUAUCCACAGAUGCGGAGGGACAUAAAACAGUUCCUGGAGGAGCAAUCCGAUAAGGGAUUGAAAAUGGUCUUCGAAAUAAGCAGUCGCGUUAAGGCAUUAGAUGAAGAAAGAAAAGCCGAAGCCGAGGAAAAAGAAAAGGCAGCGAGGGCGCCCUCAAGGACCUCACCGUCCAAUGGGCAUGAGGACGUCCUCAGAAAACUGGGAGAGAUGGAGGCGGCGCUGACCGAGCGGAUCGGUGAAAUGGAGCGAACCAUUCAAACCGAUCUGCAGGGACUUGACGUCAGUGCCAACGACCGGUGCACCGACCUGCUCGGCAGGAUCGCUGACAGGAUCGAGGACGCAAGGGAGGGGGGAGACCAAACGGCCAAUAUCGUUGAGGAUCGAACCCAUGCCCUCCUCAAGAAUCUCGUCGGCGGUGUUGCCGGGGAGGUCGUUGCGGCGAAGGACGAGAUUGUCGCGGUCGUAAAAGGACUGACGAGUGCUGAUGAAGCUCCAGUACCAGUCCUCAAGACCUACGCCAGCGCCGCAGCAUCAAAACCUGCCUAUCGCCCCGCACUCCACUCCCUGGCGAUCACUCUCGAGGGUAGUCAAGAGACUGCAGACGAGGUGCUCGCCAGGGUGAGGAAGGCGGUCGACGCUAGAGGCACCGGCCUCAAAAUUAAUAAAGUGCGCAAAGCAAAAAAUCAAACGGUCAUCCUUGGUUGCGAUACAAGGGAGGAAAUGACCAGAGUAAAGAAAGCAAUAGAGAGCCGCGGGGACCAUCUGAAAGUAGUGCCCAUGGAAAAUAAGAACCCUCUCGUCAUCUUGAGGGAUGUCUUCAUGGAUGAGGAGAAUGAAGACAUACUCGAGGCUCUCCACUCACAAAACGGAGACAUUUUUAUGGGCCUACCCGAAGAGGAAAAAGAAACAGUAAUUAAGUUUAAAAAGCGCACGAGAAACCCCAAGGCAGCGCACAUAAUACUCCAAGUGCGGCCAAGCGUGUGGCGGAGAAUGACGGAGGCUGGGGCCCUCUACCUGGACCUGCAAAGGGUCACAGUUGAGGACCAGUCUCCGUUGAUCCAAUGCACUAAGUGCCUCGCGUUUGGUCACGGCCGUAAAUUUUGCACCGAGAGUGUGGACAGAUGUAGUCACUGCGGAGGACCGCACCUGCGCGAAAAAUGCGCAGACUUCACCGCGGGUAAUGAACCGCAGUGCUGCAAUUGUUCGCACUCUGGGUUGCGAAAGACAGACCACAACGCUUUUAGCGUCGACUGCCCAGUGCGAAGAAAAUGGGAUUACCUGGCCCGCACCAACACUAGCUACGCCUGA